AUGCUACCCCUCAAGUCCCGCCAGGAUCGGCGGCUGUGGCGCCGCCGAUCCAGGCGGGACCUCCUGCCCCUGAAGAUGCGAAGUUUUCGGCGGCUGCGCCGCGGUCGCAAGAGGCGGCAGCCCCUACCCAUGGGGUCGGAGCAGCGGCGGCAAGCGGCGUGGUACAAAAAGUCUGAAAAAGUUGGCGUCACCGUUGCCGAUGGCGGCGUGACGAACCAAAGGGCGAGGGGACAGAUGAACUUGGUAUACAAGCGCAUGUUGUUCGAGGCCCUCCUGGAGAAGGUGAGGGAUUCGCACCGGCUCAGCCAUAGAGGGGCGAAAUUCACGUGGAAGACGAGAGCGGUGGACUACAUUACCGAGCAAAAACCCCUGUUCGAGUCCGUCCGCAAGAAGUGGCUGCAGCUGCCUCAAGAAUCGAGGAUGAAGUACAGGUGCGCCAACUACCUGGACACCCCCUUCCCGACGGAGUCCACCGCUCGGUACUGGUUCAACGAAUGCAGGACGGCCUACCACAAACACAGGCAAACGCCGAAGGGAAACGAUAAAGGCCGAUUCUGGACUGACUACUCCCCGGUUUUCGAAUCAAUCCUCAAGCUCAUGGAGUCCUCCUCCAACGACGGCAACGGCGAUGCGGCCAGAGAUGACGCUACCGAGAGGAGCACAGCAGGCUAAAGCCGAGAGGGUGAGAUGAAGAACGAUUGGCCUAGUCGACGGC
Molecule: messenger RNA, 715 nt
Organism: Ectocarpus sp. CCAP 1310/34
Lineage: Eukaryota; Phaeophyceae; Ectocarpales; Ectocarpaceae
Source: the annotation of a GenBank genome assembly